Molecule: messenger RNA, 680 nt
Organism: Pieris rapae (cabbage white)
Lineage: Eukaryota; Metazoa; Arthropoda; Insecta; Lepidoptera; Pieridae
Exons: 2
Coding region: 85-612 (175 amino acids)
Source: RefSeq, a predicted model, not a curated record
UAAAUUAUUUUAUAACAGGUGUAUUUUUCAAGAAGACUGUUAUAUAUAUAUAAGGUAUAGAACUUCUUCUGUAGUUAUUUCAAAAUGAAAGCUAUUGUAGCAUUGAGUAUCGUAGCUAUUAGCUUAAAGCUUGCAAAAACUCAAUGCCGCCAGCCCCAAAACUUAUUGAUGAAUCGAAUACCGGAGUCAAUCAUAGAGGUGCCCCGGAACUUCAUAUCUCCCCCAAUGAAAAUGCCAUACUCAGCCAUAGACUAUAAACAAUUGACACCGUUGCCGCCAAAAAUAUUUUCUGCGCCGUCUACAACUAUUGUGACUGACUGUUCACCAUCAGUUUGUAAAAACCUAGCAAAUGCUUUACAGGUGAUGAUCGUCUGUAAUUUAAUACAAAGUCGUAAGGCUGGUUCUGAUUUGGCAUUACAAUUAGCAUCCCCGCUUAUAAAUGACGUCAUAUCAUCACCAUCAUUUUCAUGUGGUUGCCCAAACCCCCUCUUUCAGAAUCAGGUUCCCAAUAUAGGUACUAAUUUUGAUAGACCUCCAAUAUUUAACUCAGCCCCUGUCAACACAUGCCCAAAACAUAGUUUACUUAAUAUGCUGGGUAUGUUUAGUAAUUAAGCGCGAAUCUAAUUAGUUUAAGUAUUUAUUGUUGAGAGCUAAAUUAUUAUAAUAAAUUUUUUAAUAAC